AUGUCAUCCAAGUGCCGACUGGCAACUCUCAAGGUCUACCUCCAUGGCCUCCGGCAUCACUGCGUGGUCAACCACCUGUCGUUGUCCCCGUUCCAGGACGGGCGACUGGACCUGCUGCUCCAGGGUAUCGCCCGCAACCAGUGCACGAGCAGCCAGGUGCAGGAACGCCGUGCUGUCACGCAGCAACACCUCCGUGCAAUCCAGGGCUUCCUGCCGCACUCCGGUCUAUCGCCAGCGGACCAAGCCAUGCUCUGGAGCGCUAUCACACUCGCCUACUACGGGUUCCUGCGAGUCAGCGAGUAUGCCUCCACCGACCCGCGGAAGAUGCUGACGCAGGAACGCGUCUGCAUCCGGGAGAACACAGUGAGGCUGGCCAUCCCGUUCUCCAAAACAACGCAACUGGGAGAGGGCAGCGAUGUGACAGUCGGCGCCACCAACGAUAGCACCUGCCCUGUAGCCGCAUUCUCGAAGUACGCACAGCUGCGCCCCCAAGUGGCGGGAGCGUAUUUCCGCUACCAGUCUGGCCAGCCGCUUCGCCCCUCAGACAUGAACGACUUACUCCGCCGAGCUCUCCCCGGCCAGAAGAUCUCCAGCCAUAGCCUGCGUAUUGGUGCAGCCACUGCCGCCGGAAGGAAUGGCCUGCCACCCUACGUCAUCCAAAGGGCCGGCCGAUGGCGGAGUAACGCUUACCUCCGGUAUGUCCGUCUGUCAGAAUCGGACAUGGAGCCAAUCGCGAAGGCACUAGCGACAGCGUGA
Messenger RNA from Sycon ciliatum, 756 nucleotides. RefSeq lists its product as uncharacterized. The transcript has a single exon. The record is from RefSeq and is a predicted model, not a curated record. Gene Ontology annotation, biological process: DNA integration; DNA recombination. Lineage: Eukaryota; Metazoa; Porifera; Calcarea; Leucosolenida; Sycettidae. The coding region runs from base 1 to 756 and encodes 251 amino acids. Gene Ontology annotation, molecular function: DNA binding.